This is a messenger RNA of Glycine soja, 2772 nucleotides long. RefSeq lists its product as uncharacterized. Bases 168 to 2519 code for a protein of 783 amino acids. The transcript has 4 exons. Lineage: Eukaryota; Viridiplantae; Streptophyta; Magnoliopsida; Fabales; Fabaceae. The record is from RefSeq and is a predicted model, not a curated record.
ACACAAAGACGCCUAUUUCGUCGCCACGAAGAUACCUUCUCUCCUCUUAAAAAGGGCGCCAUUUGCCUUUCAAAAAACAUUUUCCACCACACUAUCACUUAAUUCAAAACCCCAACCCCAAACAUUUCCUUUUUUUCUCCGCAAACCCUAAAACCCUAAACCGUGCCAUGCCCUCUCACUCCUCCUCCACCUUCGAUUCCCUCUCCAAAUCCCAGGACCUAUCAUCCGCCAUCCAAUCCGCCACCACCCCUUCCCAAAUCUCAUCCGCGUGCGCCUCCAUCGAGACUUUCCUGCACUCGCACUCACCCGAUCAGUCCCGCCACUUCUUCUCCCUCGCAUUCCCAACCCUAAUCUCCAAGCUCUUCGGCUUCGACGAUUCUUCCAAUGCCUGGAUCCUCCACCGCCACUCUUCCGCCGACGGCGACCUCUCCCAAACCCUAUUCUCCCUCCUCUCCCCCUCCGGCAACCUCGCCGCCGCCAUCGCCGCCGUCGAUCGCCUCUCCCUCGUCAAAUACGUCUUCCCCGCUGAACGCCUCCCUCACUGGACACGCUCCUUCCUCUCCGACACCGAUUCUCGCUCCCUCUCCGAUCUCUGCCCUUCCCUCUUCAAACCCUCGCCUUCCCCUUCCCAAAUCCAAUUCAACGUCUUCGAAUACUUCUUCUUCUGGUUCGCAUACUACCCCGUUUCGAAAGGCAAAAACGACAACAACGAAUGCGUUUCGGUUAACAAAAGAGUUAAGAAAUUUAGGUUAGAAGAUUGGACUAAUACUUGGACUUCCUCCAUUCCCGGCUUCUCCGCCUCCUCCUCCUCCAAGCGCUGUUCCUCCGAGGGAAAACCUCAGUGCGACUUGUACACGCGCCUCCUCUGCGCGUAUCUACGCGCUUUUGUCCCUUCCUAUGAUUUUCACGCGCACCAGCCUUACCGGACUUCGAUUCUGCACUACGGCUCCGGCUACGACAGUUCUGUUUCGGCGCGGGCCGAGUUCGUGGUCAACGCGCUUAUCCACUUCUGGCUCGUGGACAAUGAUUUCUCGCCGCUGCCGGCGAGUGUUUGCCGGAGCCUCCGAGUUUCGUUUCCGGCGGGGGAGACGCCUCCCCCGCCGGGGCUCGGGGAGGUGGUGAGGCUGUUUGUGAGGUACUUGAAUUUAAGUACUGUGGCGACGUUUCGCGAAAAUGGGGGUGGUGGUGAGUGUGGAACUCCUUGGUGGAGAGCUUUGGAGGGUGCAAAGAGCAAGGAUUUGGGGUCUUUGAGUUCUGUUCGUUCGCUUGGGUGUUGGAACUUCUGCUUGCAGAGGCCUCUGUAUAGGUAUCUGUUGAGAACGUUCUUGUUUUGCCCUAUGGCGGCUUCGGUUAAGAAUGUGUCCCAGGUGUUGUCGGUUUGGGUUGGUUACUUGGAGCCUUGGACGAUGAAUGCGGAUGAGUUUUCGAAUAUGGAUGGAUUUAACGGCGAGAAGAAGGAAGAUUCUGUGCCUGCAAGUGCCGGUGAUGGGUUUUCACCGCAGUGGCAGGACUAUGUUCUCUCUAAUUAUCUAUACUACAGUUCCUUGGUCAUGCAUUUCAUUGGGUUUGCUCACAGGUUUCUUCAUAGUGAUGUUGAAGUUGUAGUCCAGAUGGUGCUCAAGGUGUUAGACACCUUGACAUCAUCUAAAGAGCUCAUUGACCUUCUGAAGACUGUGGAUUCCCUUUUCCAUUCCAAACAAGUAGGGUCAGGCAAAGCAAUGCUGAAUAACUUGUACAGAUAUGUUCCUAUUAUUCAUGAACAGUUGCAGGACUGGGAGGAUGGCUUAUGUGAGACUGAUGCUGAUGGGUCUUUUUUGCAUGAGAAUUGGAAUAAAGAUUUGCGACUUUAUGCUGAUGGGGAGGAUGGUGGACAACAACUACUUCAGUUAUUUAUAUUGCGUGCUGAAGCUGAGUUGCAAGCUAUAUCUGGUGAUAAUCUUGUACCCAGCCUUCGAUGCAUAGAUUCAUUGAAGGCAAAAUUAGGGUGUUUAUUUGAUGGACACGCUAUUAUAAAGUCAUUAUCAACCUGUACUGAACCAAUGCCACAUCAACAAUCCCGUGAUGAGAUAUUCAAGCCUAGAAGAGGAGCUGGCAAUUAUGCAUUUGCAGAUGUUAAAUACAAAGGCGACUGGAUGAGACGUCCCAUUUCCAAUGAUGAAAUUGCAUGGCUUGCAAAAAUUCUCAUUCGGUUGUCUGAUUGGUUGAAUGAGAGUCUUGGACUGAAUCAGGCAGAAAGCAAUCAAGUAAGCUCUACAGUCUCUUAUGUGGAGGUAUCGGCUGAUGUUGCUGCCCACAUAUGGGGACCUUACAAAGCCCUGAAGGUCUUCUUAUGUACCAUUGGUUCUUGGUUUCUCUUCUUGGGUGCUGCUUCUCUGGGUUGCAUGCGAAAACAUGGUCUGAGGGUGAACUUAAGGUUACUGGCCUCCAAGAAGUUUGUGAUGGUUUUUGUUUUAUAUAGUGUUUUUAAAAUAUUGAAAAAACUCAUUCGAUCAUUCAGUGGCAUGCUGGGAAGAAUAUAGAUUUAAUAUGCAAACUGUAUAGAGAUGUGGAAAUUACAAAGAGAAUUUUGUUCAUGCUUCUGUAAUUACAAUGUGGUGGUAACCAACAAAAAAUUGCUAGUCCCCUAUUUUGCUCACUGGCAGUGCGUGUGUUGCAACCGCUCUGUACUAGUUAUAUCGCUCCACAUGGUCAAACCUCGGUUCAGCUAAUGUAAGUAAUUUAUGAUUUCAUAUGAAAGCUGCAAUGAAAGAAUUUAAGGGUAUCAUAUUUUCA